Cladophialophora immunda is the source of this 1104-nucleotide messenger RNA. RefSeq lists its product as uncharacterized. The transcript has 2 exons. Gene Ontology annotation, molecular function: oxidoreductase activity, acting on the CH-OH group of donors, NAD or NADP as acceptor. Gene Ontology annotation, cellular component: cytoplasm. NCBI's taxonomy places the organism in Eukaryota, Fungi, Ascomycota, Eurotiomycetes, Chaetothyriales, Herpotrichiellaceae. The record is from RefSeq and is a predicted model, not a curated record. Bases 1 to 1104 code for a protein of 367 amino acids.
AUGGCGCAGCCACAACCUGGCGUGAUCCCUUACGGCUCCAGUGUCGUCCACUCUGGGCCCAUCGACACAGCUCGGCCCAUCAACCGUGACAACAUCAGGGGCAAAACGAUUCUCAUCACCGGAGGUGCUUCGGGAUUCGGGGCAGCCUGCUUCCAAGAAUGGGCCUCUCACGGCGCCAACGUGAUCAUUGGCGACAUCAACGAGAAAGCCGGCACGGAGCUGGUGGCUCAGACCCGCCAGUCCACGGGGAACCAGAACCACCAUUUCAUUCCGCUCGACGUGACGAGUUGGCAGAGUCAAGCCGCCUGCUUCAAACAAGCGGCGCGACUGAGCCCGCACGGCGGGAUUGACCAUGUCAUGGCCAAUGCUGGCGUGGCCGAUGCACCGGAGCAGCUUCUAUUUGAGGACCCGCCUGACUAUGCGAGGAUGGAUGAUGGUCCGCCGCCCAAGCCAGCCAUGCGCACGCUGGACAUCAACCUCAAUGGAGUCCUGUAUACCACACACCUGGCAAUAUCGUAUUUGUCCCGGAACCCAGGGAGCGAGAAAUGUCAAGCCGACAAGCGUUCGGGGACGCGAGAUCGACACCUCAUUCUUGUCUCCUCCAUUGCUGGGCUGGCGGGUCUACCGGGUCAACCUCUCUACGCAGCGGCGAAACAUGGUGUGGUUGGCUUGUUCCGCACAUUGCGGCUCACAGUCCCGCUGAAGAGCGGAGUGAGGGUGAACAUGAUCAAUCCAUACUUCGUCGACACGCCGAUCCUAGGGCCCGUCGGUGCCUUCGUGCUUGCGGGCGGCGGAAUGGCCAAGAUCGAGUCAGUGGUCGAUGCCACGACGCGCCUUGUGGCAGACCAAGGCAUCAUCGGCCGAGCUCUCAUAAUAGCCACCAAGACUUCCGAGAAGGACGCGAAGACGAUGGGUCUCGAGCGAGCUGUAGAGGACCAAGCGGUGUGGGACUGCUACGCGGACGACUUCGAGCAGACGGACCUGUUUACGAGAAGGAUCAUUGGUAUCACGAAUCUGGUGACGCAGGCCCGAGGGUGGACGGGUAUGUGGUCGGACAUUGGGAGUAGUCUGUCCAAGAAACUGUGGAAGGCGUUGGGGUAUUGA